AUGAAGUCAAACGCGAUUGUCUUGACCGGCCUUGCCGCCCUCGCUGCCGCCGGCCCCACGGCGUCCAAGGCCGAUAUCCGUGUCGACACCAACCGGGACGGCAUCGUCGACGUCGACGGCACCUCGGACCAGGCCGGCAAGGACACCUGGAGCGACGCCUCCGGUGCCAUCUUCCUGCCCAACAUCGGCGACUCGGGCGACCGCUGCAAGAAACUGCAUACCGGCUUCGACCUCCCGUUUGACCUCGGCAAGCUCUACGACACGCUCGGCACGUGUCACGACGCGAGCGACGACACGCAGCGCGCGCCGCAGAACCUGGCACCGAUGCUCACCGUGCCCAUCGCGGGCCUGAGCGACGACGCCACCGGCACCAUCACAGUCGCGGACGAGAAGUCGCGUGCCCUCGUCCGCGUCUUCCGCAAGGACGGCAGCAAGUGGGAGAUUGUCAACAACGACACCGUCUUCAAGGCCCAGGACCUCAAGCAGGGCCUGACCCUCGGCGUGGACGCGCGUGACACUCGCCGCCCCGAGUGGGACGGCCGGGUCAAGAUCGACUUCAGCGUCCGCGACGGCCAGGCCGAGUCCAAGGACAGCGUCAUGCUGCGCGUCGCGCCCGUGCUGAUGCACCACCACCGCCAGGCCGUCAGCCAGGUCUUCACGUCCGACUUUAACAGCUUCAAGGGCCAGAUGAAGACCUACCUCGACACCAUCCUCGAUGGCAUCCAGGCGAGCGUCAAGGCCGCCGGCAUCGCCGGCGGGCUCACCCGCCUCGCCACCAAAGAGGCCUGGGCGCAGGACUUCUUCGAGCCCACGUACGCCAGCAUGCCCGGGCCCAACGGCACCGCCGUCGCGAUCCGCGUCCUCCUCGAGGCCCUUCACGACCCCUCAACCUACUCCACCGCCGUCCUCUACACCACCCUCCGCGGCGACGGCGUCGGCGCCGUCGCCCCGAACCGCCCGACCGACCUGUACAGGCGCGGCCCCGACUUUAACGCCGGCGGCAACCUCGAGGCCAUCCCGCCGUACGAGCUCAACGGCAAGAGGUUCCCCGCCGGCCGCAUCAUCGUCGGCGGCGACCGUGACCACCUGCCCAACAGCAUGGACUACUUCGCGGCCCAGGAGAUGCAGGCGCCGCUCGUGCUCGACUCGACCUGGCUCACCGUCAAGCACGUCGACGAGAUGGUGCAGGCCGUGCCGGCCAAGACGGAGCGCGGCUGGGCCAUCAUCGCCAUCGACCCCGCGAUGGGCCUCCAGAUGCUCCGCGACGCCCAGGCCGCCGGCCACGCCAGCGCCCGCGUCAUCAGCCGGCCCGCGCCGGCCCGCGCCGGCCCGACCAUUGACAACUUCCUCAAGAAGGACUCCAACAUGGUCGCCACCGAGGUCGCCGCCAAGGCCAUGGAGGCCAACCUCGAGAUCCUCAAGCGGGAGACGGGCAUCACCGACGCCGAGAUCCACCGCGUCCCCUCCCUCAUCAGCCGCUACGAGAUGACCAAGACCUACCACGAGUGGUCCGGCCUCCGCCGCCGCGGCAUCGGCGCCCGCGACGAGGCCUCCGAAGCCGCCCUCGACAAGGAGUUCUUCGACAAGUUCCCCUCGCACGUCUCCGACGACGGCGACUACGACGACGAGCCCGAGGCCGAGACCUCCACCGAGCAGCGCCGUCAGGCCGCCGGCGGCAAGAAGCCCCCGCGCUACAACUCGGUCCUGCCCAGCCUCGUCAACGGCGUGCCCCUGUCCGACUCGCACUACCUGGCCCCCAAGCCCUUCGGCCCCGUCAUCGACGGCAAGGACAUAUUCGAGGAGGCCGCCGCCGCCGCCUACAGGAAGGCCGGCUUCACCACUGUCGAUUUCCUGGAGGAGUGGAGGAUUCACACCAAGGCUGGCGACCUGCACUGCAUGAGCAACACCUUCCGUGAUACGUCUGCGCAAUGGUGGUAA
Cordyceps fumosorosea ARSEF 2679 is the source of this 1938-nucleotide messenger RNA. RefSeq names its product Protein-arginine deiminase. Gene Ontology annotation, molecular function: calcium ion binding; protein-arginine deiminase activity. Lineage: Eukaryota; Fungi; Ascomycota; Sordariomycetes; Hypocreales; Cordycipitaceae. The record is from RefSeq and is a predicted model, not a curated record. Bases 1 to 1938 code for a protein of 645 amino acids. Gene Ontology annotation, cellular component: cytoplasm. The transcript has a single exon.